GUUUCAAGUGCAGUGAACUUUUAUCUCAACUUUUAUUUAUUUACUUACAUUAUUUUCUUUACUUUCUACGUGUUUUUCUUUCUAAAAUGGCUCGAUAUUUCAAAGAACAGGAUAUUGAUGAGUUCCGUGAAUGUUUCUAUCUCUUCGCGCGUUCAGGGCAGAUCACAUCCCUUGAUGAGUUGACGGUUGUCAUGCGGUCAUUGGGAAUGAGCCCAACUAUACAGGAACUUACAGGAUAUUUAAAAGGAAAGGGAGGGAAGAUGUCGUUCGCAGAUUUUCUAGAAGUGAUGCAUAUUCACUCUAGAGCAGAAAAUCUGCCACACGAGGUGGUGAACGCCUUCAGAGCAGCUGACAAUGACAAAAAGGGCGUAGUCCCGGCGAAGCAGCUGCGCAAUCUGCUGCAGAACUGGGGCGAAGGCCUAUCAGCUCGUGAAGUAGACAAUAUAUUCCGCGAAGCGAACGUCUCUAACAACGGUCUGGUGCAUUAUGAAGACUUUGUCAAGAUCGCUUGCGCUCCAGUACCAGAUUAUUAUUAACUACCCUACUUUUUUAUUUUGAGUCUACCCUCAUUUUUUGUAAAUUAAAAAUGCAAUUUAUUUAUAUGUUACGUGAAUACAGUAUUAAAAUCAUU
This is a messenger RNA of Colias croceus (clouded yellow), 631 nucleotides long. RefSeq names its product calmodulin-like protein 4. Gene Ontology annotation, cellular component: myosin II complex. The transcript is spliced from 6 exons. The record is from RefSeq and is a predicted model, not a curated record. Bases 87 to 536 code for a protein of 149 amino acids. NCBI's taxonomy places the organism in Eukaryota, Metazoa, Arthropoda, Insecta, Lepidoptera, Pieridae. Gene Ontology annotation, molecular function: calcium ion binding.